Messenger RNA from Macadamia integrifolia, 2334 nucleotides. RefSeq names its product L-type lectin-domain containing receptor kinase IV.2-like. The transcript has a single exon. Lineage: Eukaryota; Viridiplantae; Streptophyta; Magnoliopsida; Proteales; Proteaceae. Gene Ontology annotation, cellular component: plasma membrane. The coding region runs from base 62 to 2050 and encodes 662 amino acids. Gene Ontology annotation, biological process: protein phosphorylation. Gene Ontology annotation, molecular function: carbohydrate binding; ATP binding; protein kinase activity. The record is from RefSeq and is a predicted model, not a curated record.
GAGAGAAGUUAAAUUACUAAAUCUUAGGAGAACAAAGGAAAAAUAAAGUGGAAAUUAAACAAUGUUCUUCUUCAAGUGCAUGCUGUUGUUUCUUAUCCUUUGCAGAUUUGUAUCAUCACAACAAGAAGAUGUUGGUUUCACCUACAACGGCUUUCGAGGAAUUAACAUGACCUUGGACGGCUUAUCCCAGAUUGCAGACAAUGGUCUCCUAAUUUUGGUAAACACCACAAAGUCACAGGUGGGUCAUGCCUUCUACCCCCAGCCGCUUAGCUUCAUAAAUUCGUCCACUGGUAAUGUUCUCUCCUUCUCUACUACUUUUGUUUUCGCCAUCUCCUCUGAGGCAACAACAAUAGCAGGUCCUGGAAUCGUGUUGGUAAUUUCACCCUCAAGAGGGUUCCCUGGUGCUUUGUCAAGCAGUUAUCUUGGCCUCUUCAACACCUCUAACAUCGGUAACUCAUCCAACCAUGUAAUUGGAGUCGAAUUGGAUACACUCCAAAACACUGAGUUUAAUGAUAUUGAUGAUAACCACAUCGGUAUUGAUAUUAACGACUUAAAAUCUGUCAAAGCUGUUCCGGCAUCUUAUUUUAGUGAUAAGGAAAAUCGACGCGUGAACCUCAGCCUUUACAGUGGACACCCAAUGCAACUUUGGGUGGAGUAUUAUGGUUCAAAGAAGCAACUUAAUGUGACUUUAGCUCCUAUUAAUGUCCCUAAACCAACGAUUCCACUAUUGUCUUUGAAAAUUGAUCUUUCAAGGUUCAUGGUAGAUCCCAUGUUCGUGGGCUUCUCAUCAUCUACUUCUUCCUUGGAUGUAUCUAAUUAUCUGUUGGGAUGGAGCUUUAAGAUGAACGGGCAAGCAAAAGAACUCUCUCUCUCCCAACUUCCUAAGCUUCCCCGAAGAGGACCUAAAACGACACCUAAGAUUUUCAGCAUUGGAUUUCCUGUGAUCGGUGUUAGUUUAGUGUUCAUGUCGAUCUUCAUAAUCCAAUUUAUUGUAGCAAGGAAGAAGAAGUUCGCAGAAGUUCUCGAAGACUGGGAACUUGUAUAUGGACCUCACAGGUUCAGAUAUAAAGAUCUCUACAUCGCAACCAAAGGGUUUCAUGACAAGGAGCUUCUUGGUAUAGGUGGCUUUGGUAAAGUCUACAGAGGUAUAUUACCAACCACAAAAGAAGAAGUUGCUGUGAAGAGAGUCUCACAUGAUUCAAGACAAGGGGUGAGGGAAUUUGUUGCCGAGAUCAUCAGCAUCGGUAAAUUGCAACACCGAAACAUAGUAACACUAUUGGGUUAUUGCCGACGUAAAGGAGAGCUCCUUCUAGUCUAUGAUUUCAUGCCAAACGGAAGUCUAGACAGGUUCCUCUUUGAUCAUAAAUCCACAACAACAAAGACAACAUUGAGUUGGAAUCAAAGAUUUCAAAUUAUCAAAAGCGUAGCAUCCGCGCUACUAUAUCUUCAUGAAGAAUGGGAACAAGUUGUGGUUCACAGAGACGUCAAGUCCAGUAAUGUCAUGUUAGACAAGGAGUUGAAUGCAAGACUCGGAGAUUUUGGGCUUGCAAAAUUAUAUGAUCAUGGAGGAGAUCCCAAAACCACCCAUGUGGUGGGGACGUUUGGUUAUCUUGCGCCAGAAUAUGCUAGAACUGGCAAAGCAAACCCUAGUGUGGAUGUGUUCGCGUUUGGAGUUUUUUUGCUUGAGGUCGCUUGUGGCAAGAGGCCCAUAGAGGCAGAAGCAUCAGAAGAGUGUAUUGUGUUAGUGGAUUGGGUGAUAUCAAGUUGGAAUAGGGGUGCAAUUCUUGAAACUGUGGAUCCCAAAUUGGAAAUGAAUUAUGAAGUGCAGGAAAUGGAGUUGGUGUUAAAACUUGGAUUGCUUUGCUCUCAAUGCAAUCCAACUGCAAGGCCAUGCAUGCGACAAGUUGUCCGGUACUUGGAGGGAGAAAUUCAACUACCAGAGCUGCCAUUUCUGACUUCAGAAAGUACCGGUGAAAUCUCCUUUUGGUGUCCGUCUCUUGAGAGUAGAAUGACAUCCAUUGUAGAUUCUCUGCUCUCUGGAGGACGUUGACUUUAUCUGGUUAGAGUUUUGAUUUUGACCUAAGUACUAUUUCCUUAUAUGAAGCUAUCUAGCAAGCCAAGGCCUUUUGGGCUUGCAUGGACUCAGCAAAUUCAUGCAGAAGAAGUCUGGCUGUGAGCUUUAUUUGUUUAACAAAUUGUCUUUUAUUUAUCAGUGCUGUACUACUGUAAAGUUCAAUCGAUUAAGUCAAUUUCUACUUGUGGGUCAUUUUUUGUCUUUGUUGUUAAGUAGGUUAAUAUCGAUUAUUGAUGACUUCAAUUUUUUAUUUUGACCAA